AUGGCCCUUCUGUCGCGGUCUUCCCUCCGCUUUGUGCGACGGGCGCCCGAAGAACCUGCCGACGGUCUGGCACCGCCGACAAAGAAAUCGCGCGAAAAUGGCGACCGCAAGAGCUCCCCCGAUUGUCUCGACACCAAAGAUCCAACGUCAAAAUCCCGUCCCAACUCGAAACCCUCGCGCCCGCGCAUUUCCCAUCGUACUCGUCGCAGCUCCUCUUCCUCCGUUAACACAGUCGCCUCCUCCGUCGGGCGAUUGACGACCCCAGCGACACGUACAAACGGAAAUGGAAUUCUCAAGACCCCACGCGCCCGCCGUGACUCUGGAACCCCCUCCGGCGCGCAUUUGUUGCGCAACGUGCACGAGUCGCCAGAUCCAUUGGAUACGAUCUCUCCAGCGCCCUCAGUCACGAAGCAGCGCACUGUGGCCCCGGCGAAUGCGGAAUCGAAUGUCAAAUCGCCCGUUUCGCCUGCGACCCGCACGACUCGGCGCAAUGAAAAUCGAUCGCUGGCCGAAGCUGACGAGAAGGCGAUCAAAGAGGAGGGUGCUAUAGGGGGUGCGACUCCCAUGCAAGAUACCAAGAGCGCGGCUCCGGACGAGCAGCCUGCAUCAGCAGAUACACGGCCAGGGAGACGGUCGUUGCGUUCAACUGAUACUGGAUCACGAUCCAAGAGCGAGCUUGCGCAGUAUUUCCACAACUACGAACAGAUUAUCAGUUUGGAUGUCCCUGAACCUGAGUUCCUCGCCGCCAAAACGAUCAUCACUCUCGUCGACGAUCUAUCGCGACCAUUACCAUUCUGCUCCAACCCCGAACCUACACCCUUCGGCAACCCGCUACGGAAGCUCUACGACUGUGAAAAGAUCAUCUUCCCCGACCCGGCGUCGAGUACACCUGCAAUUGACCCACUGGGCGAAGAGACCUAUUUCCGUGCGCAUCGCAAGUUCGAACGACAAGAGAAACAGCUCCGCAACAUCGAGCGCAACCGCGCUCAACACGAACAGCAAGUCCUAGAGCGUCUCCUGGACGAACUCCGCGGCCACGACUGGCUACGUAUGAUGGGCUUGACGGGUGUCCACGAAAGCGAUAAAAAGCUCUACGAGCCCAAGCGUGAUAUCCUGAUCCAAGAGCUAGUCACUCUGGUCAACAAGUUCCAGGCUUGGAAGGACGAUGAGCGUCGCCGCAAGCUGGAAAAGGAAAAAGCCCACCCAGUGCCCGGUACGGAGGCAGCACCCAAUGCCCAACGACAGCACUCGCGCAAACGAUCCCGUCCAGCCGAAGACGUGGCCAGCUCUCCGGCAGCGGGGACCGAUCUACAUAGCAUGCCAGAAGUCUACGCCGAGCCAGAUCCCGAUCCAAGUGACAUCGACGCCUUGGCUGCGCGUCAGCUCCACCAGGAGGCUCGCUCCGCAGGCGUGGCUAAAUCGCGCAAGACAGCACCUGCUGCUCGCAAGUCUAUCUCCAAGCCCACUCCCAACACAAACAUGACCAACCCCCACCCCACUAGACCCAACACCAACGACCUCGAACCAACACCCACUCCCAAACGCAAAAAACCCAACCCAACACCCACAAAAUCCCUACCUCCACCCCCAGCCCCAGCCUCAACUCCAAUCCAAACCCCCAACCCCGCCCAACGACUCCAACAAGCCUCCCUCUCCCACUUCUGGAACCCAGCCCCUCGAACCAGCCCAUUCAUAUCCUUCUUCCGCCAACGACAUGUCCGCGAAGCAGCCAUCGCGGCAACAAAAGGCAUCCGCCGCAGCGGGUCCCGCCCAGCCCUCGCAUUCGGAUACCCGGUUCCCGAACAGACGGAACAGGAAUUCGAGCUGCCGCCGGAGAUCCUGAAUGAGGAUUCUAUCCAGCAGUCGCAACGGAAGAGGAGGAGACUCAAGAGGCGGAGUUUGGGGGCGUGA
Messenger RNA from Penicillium digitatum Pd1, 1911 nucleotides. RefSeq names its product acetyltransferase SAS4-like domain-containing protein. The record is from RefSeq and is a predicted model, not a curated record. Gene Ontology annotation, cellular component: SAS acetyltransferase complex. Gene Ontology annotation, molecular function: histone acetyltransferase activity. Lineage: Eukaryota; Fungi; Ascomycota; Eurotiomycetes; Eurotiales; Aspergillaceae.